AGUGCGCAGGCGCGGCCAGCGUGUUUCCCGGACUACGGUAGGCGCUGCCGUCCGGCUCGUCGGCUGUAGCCGGCUCGGCAGCCGCCCGGCGCCAUGGCGGGCUGCGCGGCACGGGCUCCGCCGGGCUCCGAGGCGCGCCUCAGCCUCGCUACUUUCCUUCUGGGCGCCUCGGUGCUCGCGCUGCCGCUGCUCACACGUGCCGGCCUGCAGGGCCGCACCGGGCUGGCGCUCUACGUGGCGGGGCUCAACGCGCUCCUGCUGCUGCUCUACCGGCCGCCGCGCUACCAGAUAGCCAUCCGAGCCUGCUUCCUUGGCUUUGUGUUUGGCUGUGGAGUACUGCUCAGUUUUAGCCAAUCUUCCUGGAAUCAUUUUGGCUGGUAUGUGUGCUCGCUGUCCUUAUUCCACUAUUCUGAGUACUUAGUGACAGCUGUCAACAAUCCCAAAAGUCUGUCUUUGGACUCAUUUCUCCUCAAUCACAGUCUGGAGUACACAGUGGCUGCUCUUUCUUCUUGGAUAGAGUUCACACUUGAAAAUAUCUUUUGGCCAGAACUGAAGCAGAUCACCUGGCUCAGCGCCACGGGGCUGCUGAUGGUCAUCUUUGGAGAGUGCCUGAGGAAGGCUGCCAUGUUCACUGCGGGCUCCAACUUCAACCACGUGGUGCAAAAUGAAAAGUCAGACACCCACACUCUGGUGACAAGCGGGGUAUACGCUUGGUUCCGGCACCCUUCCUAUGUGGGGUGGUUUUACUGGAGUAUUGGAACUCAGGUGAUGCUGUGCAAUCCCAUCUGUGGUGUCGUCUAUGCCCUGACAGUGUGGCGCUUCUUCCGAGACCGGACGGAAGAAGAGGAGAUCUCACUCAUUCACUUCUUUGGGGAGGAGUACCUGGAGUAUAAGAAGAGGGUGCCCACGGGCCUGCCUUUCAUAAAGGGGGUCAAGGUGGGGCUAUGAUGUGCUGGGGCCUGGCUGGACUAAGGGCCUCGGACCCCCCACAGCCCUAGACAAAACAGCUUCCAGUUGGCCACUAUAGAAUGAAUUUUCUUAAUAAUUUUA
Molecule: messenger RNA, 1050 nt
Organism: Dipodomys spectabilis (banner-tailed kangaroo rat)
Lineage: Eukaryota; Metazoa; Chordata; Mammalia; Rodentia; Heteromyidae
Gene: Icmt
Product: isoprenylcysteine carboxyl methyltransferase
Exons: 5
Coding region: 94-948 (284 amino acids)
Biological process (GO): C-terminal protein methylation
Cellular component (GO): endoplasmic reticulum; membrane
Molecular function (GO): protein C-terminal S-isoprenylcysteine carboxyl O-methyltransferase activity
Source: RefSeq, a predicted model, not a curated record